AGCAGUGCUCGGAGUAACUCCGCCCGAUGCAACUCGCUCUGCUCCACUCCGCUCUGCUCUCUUCGGCCGAGCAGGCGUGGGACUCCACUCGGCCGAGCUCCUCCAUCCUCCUCAUCCUCCUCGUUCUCCUCCAUCCUCCUUGCUCCCUCCCCAGACCCCUUCGCUCGACUGAGGUCCUCCUGUCGCCCGGUUCUUCUGUGCGCAUCUCUGCAGCCCGUGGUGUCAAGUCAGGAUGGGCGACAUCGGAAAGCUGGUGAUGAAGUGGCAUGACAGCUUUGGGAAAGCAACGGAUUUCGACUCGUGGGGCCAGCUGGUGGAGGCGGUGGACGAGUACAUGAUCCUUGCCAGGCAGCUUCUCAAAGAGGCACAGUCACCGCCAAACUGCUCGGGAUUCACUGAAGACCAGAAGAAAAUCCUCGGGAAGAUUGCCGCCUGCCUGGAGGUGAGGAGUCAGUCUCUGCAGACCACACAAUCAAAUGAAGAAUUUCCACUUGAAGAUUUGAAGCAACUGGAACCAGUAAUAAAGAACAUUCUCACGUACAACAAAGAAUUCCCAUUUGAUGUUCAGCCCCUGCCCCAAAGGAGGCUCCUGGCCCCUGGUGAGGAACAGAGUCUCGAUGUGGGCGGGGAGGAGGAGGAGGACGGCGCGGUGGGGGCAGCUGGCGGCGUCACCUCCCACGUCUUCAACGCCCGUCCGUCCGGCACGCUGCUGCCCCGCCUGCCCUCUGAGCCCGGCAUGACCCUGCUGACGAUCCGCAUCGACAAGAUCGGCCUGAAGGACGCAGGCCAGUGCAUCGACCCGUACAUCACCGUGAGCGUCAAAGACGCGAGCGCCGUGGAGCUGAGCCCCGUACAGGACACGCCGGUGGCCUCCAGGAAGGAGGACACCUUCGUCCACUUUGGCAUGGACGUCGAGAUCCAGAAGCACGUGGAGCAGCUGCCCAAGGGUGCUGCCAUCUUCUUUGAGUUCAAGCACUACAAACCAAAGAAGCACUUCACCAGCACCAAGUGCUUCGCCUUCAUGGAAAUGGACGAGAUCAAGCCGGGCCCUGUCGUCAUUGAGCUGUACAAAAAACCAACGGACUUCAAGAGGAGGAAGCUCACCCUCCUGACCAAGAAGCCUCUCUACCUUCACCUGCACCAAACGCUGCACAAGGACUGACGCGCCACGGCCGUGCCCCUCGCUGCCGCAACCCUGAACGCGGAGUGCCGGUACCCAUGGUCCUCCCUGUCCCGGCGAGCGAUUUGCUUCCCGGUGCCGCGUGCGUGCCGGCGCGGUGGCGAGGUGCUGGGGCCCCCGAGCCUGACACCCCGUCCCCUUCUGAGAACGCCGGCCGCCGAUCUUUAACUUGGCACUGAAAAAAGAUUAAAAGUCUGCCUUUGUUGGCGGCGGCAGCAGCACAAAGUGGCAGUGCCAGAUGGCGCCUUAAAAACAAGCACCAGUACUGAGUGCAUACAGUAAAACCUUGGAUUGCGAGCAUAAUUCGUUCCGGAAACGUGUUUUGUAAUCCAAAGCACUCGUAUAUCAAAGCAGUCGUAUAUCAGUUGUGAUCACGUGACGCUCGGCAGUACAAA
Petromyzon marinus (sea lamprey) is the source of this 1575-nucleotide messenger RNA. It is a transcript of the gene AIDA, whose product is annotated as axin interactor, dorsalization associated. Gene Ontology annotation, cellular component: membrane. Gene Ontology annotation, biological process: determination of ventral identity. Lineage: Eukaryota; Metazoa; Chordata; Hyperoartia; Petromyzontiformes; Petromyzontidae. Gene Ontology annotation, molecular function: phosphatidylinositol binding. The record is from RefSeq and is a predicted model, not a curated record.